UAUAGCGACAAACGGCCUGGGUUGGGAUGAGUUCUGAAAACAAACAGUUUUGGGAAUCCCGUUUGGUUUGGCUGAUUCUGGCCAGCCCCUGGCUCCGGCACAGCUGCCUGCUGUGCUGCAGCAGCCCCAGCCCCGGUUUCCCCUCCGAAAUCCACCAGAAGCUCGCAGUGGGAAUGCCAGGUUAUGUCAGGUUGAUGUCAGGCAGUGAGAGGCACAUUUGAGAUGUGUUAGUGAGACGGCAGGUGGGAUGAAGAGUCUGAACUUCUUCCAGGUGUCCCUUUAAAACAUUUCUCCCUUUGGAAGACCAGCUGGGGUUCCUUUUCUGCUGUUCAUGCUGAGCAGUUGCCUGGGGAGGUGGUGUGUGAGUGGAGAUACACCUGGUGAUGACUCAAAUGUGGGAAUUGCCCCGGAUGUGGUUGCUGCUGAUGCUCCCUUGGGAACAUGCCUUGAUAGGGAAUUAGCACCAGUCAGUGAUGGGCUGUGGGACAAGCAAAGUGCUUCCCGAGCCCCCCAAAGAUGUGCAGCUCGACCUGGUUAAGAAAGUCGAACCUUACACGGGCCACAGCGACAUAUACAAGCAUUUCAUCAAAGAUGACUGCGGGGCUGUCAUCAAAGCCGGCUCUCCCUCCCCCGCGCACCACACCAGCGCCUGCCCCGGGAACCCCCUGCCCGCCCACCAGCCCGAGCCCCGCAGGAACAAAGUGGCCAAAUACCGCGCCAAGUUCGACCCGCGAGUGACGGCCAAGUACGACAUUAAGGCGCUGAUCGGGAGGGGCAGCUUCAGCCGCGUGGUGCGGGUGGAGCACAAGGCCACCAAGCAGCCCUACGCCAUCAAGAUGAUCGAGACCAAGUACCGGGAGGGGCGGGAGGUGUGCGAGUCGGAGCUGAGCGUGCUGCGGCGCGUCCGCCACACCAACAUCAUCCAGCUCAUCGAGGUGUUCGAGACCCAGGACCGCGUGUACAUGGUGAUGGAGCUGGCCACCGGCGGGGAGCUCUUCGACCGCAUCAUCGCCAAAGGCUCCUUCACCGAGAGGGACGCCACGCGGGUGCUGCAGAUGGUGCUGGACGGGGUGAGGUACCUGCACACUCUGGGCAUCACCCACCGCGACCUGAAGCCGGAGAACCUGCUGUACUACCACCCGGGAACAGAUUCCAAGAUCAUGAUCACGGACUUCGGGCUGGCGAGCGCGCGGAAGAAGGGAGACGACUGCCUGAUGAAAACCACGUGCGGGACGCCGGAGUACAUCGCUCCCGAGAUCCUGGUCAGGAAGCCCUACACGAACUCCGUGGACAUGUGGGCGCUGGGGGUGAUCUCCUACAUUCUCCUCAGCGGCACGAUGCCCUUUGAGGACGACAACCGCACCCGCCUGUACCGGCAGAUCCUGAAGGGAAAGUACAGUUACUCAGGCGAGCCCUGGCCCAGCGUCUCCAACCUGGCCAAGGAUUUCAUCGACCGCCUGCUCACGGUGGACCCCAGUGACAGGAUGACGGCCCUUCAGGCCCUGAAGCACCCCUGGGUGGUCAGCAUGGCGGCCUCCUCCUCCAUGAAGAACCUGCACCGUUCCAUCUCGCAGAACCUUCUCAAGAGGGCAUCCUCCCGCUGCCAGAGCACCAAGUCAGCGCAGUCCACCCGCUCCAGCCGCUCCACCAAAUCCAACAAGUCGCGGCGCGUGCGGGAGCGGGAGCUGCGGGAGCUCAACCUGCGCUACCAGCAGCAGUACACGGGCUGAGCCCCCUGUGCACACGCUCGGUGAGGAACAGCCAGGUUCCUCCCUCCCUCCCUCCCUCCAGGCGUUUCCCCCAUCCCUGAGGAGGUGCCCCUCCGUGUGCGGAGGAGAGGGAACCUUGUGGUGGCCGUCACGCCCUGCUGCGCCGCGGGGUCUGGCGCCAGAAACGGGGGAGUCCGUCCUCGUGGGCUCGGGGCACGGCUCGGAGCCACGAGGAAUGCACGAAUUAAGGAGCCACGUGGGGAGAGGAGCUCUUUCUGUAGCCCGGGAGCUUAGUUGUUCAUAGUUAUUUAUUAAUUCCGGAGCGUUUCGUUUCUCUCGCUUGUGUAUGGGGAAAAAGAGGAAAUCGCUCGGCGUGUCCGUGCACGCACGUCUGUGUGUGCACAUACACGUGUGGGGGAUGUAUAUGUAUUUAAAAAUUACCUAUACACAGAUUUUGGGCUGGUUUAGUCAGACUCCGUGGUGCCUUUGCAGCAAAGCUGGAAUGAGUCAUGUGCAGUUAGAAGUGGGAUAGCUCUGACUCACUGGUGUGCUGCCCACCAGCUCCUCGCCAAAGAGAUGCCAGACAGCAGUUUUCCACGAGGGCUGGGGAGCUGCGAGGUUUCCCCCAAGGGCUGCCAUCCUCCUGAUGAUGUCAAGGGUUUACCCCUGGAAUUGUCCUUUCCCUGUUUGCAGCAAGACCAGUGCCCGUCGUGCAGGGUUUGUUGUUCUUGUGCUCUGUUGUGUCUCUGACGUGUUACACACCUUGCACCCUUCAGAAGAAGAUUGAGAAGGCUGAGGAUUUUUGUGCUAAGGGGAAAAAAAGAGGGAGGAAAUUUUAGGGAUGUGCUUCCCACUGCAGAGCUGGGACGGGCUACAACCACUAUAAAGCGCAGCGUUACCGACCAUGUCACUGCACCAGAGCUUGGGUGGUUCCAGGCUGCUCCCUGCCUGCAGAUUUGACAGGGCUCCCCUGCUCUGUGCGUGUGCUGCCCCAGCCCUGCCAUCCCUGCUUUGGGACAGUGGUGUUGGGAGCUGUUGGGUGGCCACAAAUGGCUCCAUAGCAUCAGGGUAGGGGCUCGAGUAGUGGAAGCCCAGUCUGGGAGUGUCAGCAGUGACAAUACCCUGGAGACAUUGUACAAAUGCCCUGGAGCUGUGAGGGGUGACUUAAGUUCACCAGGAAAAAGCUGCUUUUCAGGUGUCUUUUGUGCUGCAUAGGUGAUGAGGUGGCCUCUUACGGAGGACUCUCAGGGGAGGUGGGGGCUGCAGAGCUGAGCUUUGUGCGAGCCUGCUGAGAUAUCUUCCCAAAUAGUUAGAGCAGCAAAGUGGGGCUGAUGGCACAGGCCCAGGAUGGAUUUGGCUUCUCAUGGUAGCAGAGACAAGAUCAGCAGUGAAGGAAAAUGCUGGGGUUUGAAACUUUUCUUGUGAAGCCACACGAUUUGUUUUGUGCUGUGCACUUGGGCUUGUUUGGCUCUGGGCUGGAGGUGCAGGCAAUCCAAGCUCAAGGGGCUGGAGAGCUUGGCCUUUUUCUAGGAUUGAUGCCUGUGUUUCAGUGUCAGCAGGGCUGCAGUGGUCAGUCACAUCUCCGGGGAGCUCUCACAGUCACUCCUGGUCAGCAAACAGUAAAGCAGCUUUAGUGGGAGAAGAUUUGAGUUUCUGUGCGAAGGCAAGAAAUAAAGGGGGAGAUUCCUGGUGGUGUGCUUCCCACCCCAAAGGUGGGAUGGGCUGUAAAUAUCUGUAAACCAGACUGGUGUGCCCAAGCAUGUGGUGGGGAAUACAGCAGAAGAAACUUGAGGACGGCCACUGUGUGUAGCAGGAGUGAAUUUUGAAAGCCUUUGCCUGGUUUUGCAUGUUGUUUUGAAAACCUCACAUCCUUUGCAGACUGUCCUUUCUCUGAGCAGCCUGUCCUACCAUGUCACACACAGUCUUUCUUCCAUCAGCAUUAACAGAUACUGCAGAACUCCCCAAAUUUGGUUGUUUUUUUUUUUUUUUCAACUCUGUCGACUGCAAACAAAAAUGGGUUUGGCAUCUUUUACCUCCUCAUGUUGUUUUUCCCUAGCUUGUUACCAUGAACUCUAAACUAGAUGUGAUUCCUGACAAAGGAAGCAGCUUGCCACAUUUUGCUUCAUAAACAGGUCAGUGUGCCUCAUGGUACUGCAAACAGCUCUCCAAGAGCAGGAGCCCCUCUAAGGCCAGUGUCAGCUGGACCAUGGGGGCCCUGCAGGUCAGGUGGUGGCAGGAGGCUCCCUCGGAGCACUUCUGGUUCUGAGCCAUUACUUGAAGAGGCUUUGGUGUGUUUGGAGCAUCACUCCAGACACUGUGAUUGCUUUUACCUCCUGGCUGCUCCCAUGCCCCACCCCCCCGAUUAUCCUGCAUGUUUAUCCAUAAAACAGGGAUUUUGGCUGUGAGGGGGUCAAACUGAUGAACUGAGCCAAGACUUCUAGAACUGAGACCCUUCCCCUUAACCACUAGACCAUCAAAAUGCACAGGCAUCAUGCAGAUGUCUGCCCAUGCUGUUCCUUUAUCCUUCUCUUACGGGAUGAGGAAUACAUAAAGCUGUGGGCUAACCAGGCUUAUUUCUCCACCUUCACAAAGCAGAACAAGAAUCUUCUCAUCUGUGACUCUUUUUGCUUCUUUGAUCUUUUCCACAGCUGUUUUUUUCACCAGGAAAAGUUCAGAGCGGUCAUCUGUGGUUACUUUGGGCUGGAAUAUGUUUUGGGAAGCAGGAGGUUGCUGUGUGGGGUCCUGACAGUGUCAGGUUUUGAUGGUGAUGCUCUGACUAGGGGUGAAUUGGCAAAAGGGAGGAUCCAUCACAUACAUGAGAAUACUGGAUAGCUGCAGCUGCCUCUCUGUGGUAUCGAGGUGUCUGUGGUCCUCGGGCACUCCACUGCUUGGGAACUGUGGGAAGAGGACCAAGGCCAUCCCAUAAAGAGCUUUGACUUUUCUGAGAAAAGAACUCUUAAUUCUUUUCACAAUUGCGACGUUUUCUUGUUUGCGUAGAAAAGUUAGUGUAAACUUGGGGAAAUCUUUACAGGCUUUCCUUCCAUCGUUCAGUUUUACACUCCUGGCUCACUCCCUCUUCCUGUUCUAAAUCCAGUAUUGUAGGAACUUUGCAGCCAGGCAAUAAUGUGGGAAGAAGGGAGAUAACAGAGCACUGUCCAAAUGACCAUGGAGUCCCCAGUGGUCUUUCACUCAGUCUGGAAAACUGUGAUGGUCCAAAUGCCACAUUGGAAGGUCCGGCUUAAGAACAAUUCCUCAGGUGCUUUUAUUCUUGCAAGUGGGACGUGUUUUCAGUUGGGUCUGGUGUGGAGGGGGACAGGCAAAGUGCUGUAAUUCUGAGCCAUAGUCCAGGUGCCUUCAAUCUCUCUAAGAAGCUCUUCACUGUGAAUUACCUUGAUCAUCUGUCUUCAUUCCAUAGGAGCAGCUCAGUGCUCGGUUGGUCUUAAGUCUCAGGAGUUUACGCUUUUCAGGAGUGCCUUUUUUGGGGAUUUUAGAAACUAAAAUCUCUCUGGAAUGGUUUUUUUUUUUUCUGCUCUUUCAUUUAAUUUAAUAUCCUUCUUUGACUCUUAAUGGUGGUUCUUAAUUGGCUCGCCGAGUGUUUUUUGGAAACCUUUGGUCCUGAAUGUGCAGGGAGGACAGAGGUAACACCUGCCUGUUCCAGACCACCACCAAAUGCAGUCUCUGCAUUACCUGGGGUGGAAAUCUGAGUGCUUCUGCUUUGCCUGCUUUGGUUCAUGCAGGAGAAGUGGAGUGGGAAUGACACCUAGUGGCAAACUGUGGUGUGUCCUUGUCCAAGCACAGCCCUCUCCUCGUGGUGACCUCUCUGUUUCCGGGUGAGAUGCCCUUUGAGGAGUAAAUUAGGGUGGUUUGUCUUUUGGAACUUAGCAGUACUGUGUAAAAAAAUCCCAUCCUUUGCCCUGGGAGUUUGGCUGAUCUCUUGAGGGAGAGAAUUACAGCUUCAAAGAAUGUGGCCUGUUGGUUCCUUGAUUUUUAUUAUUCAUGUUGAGGGUUAUUGGGAAAGAAUGUGAAAAAGUCUUCCAGAAAUUGCCUUAGGGGGUCUAAAGAUUCGCAUCCAAGUUUUUGAGUAUGCAGUGUGUUUUCUUCAAACAGCAGUUACCAGUCCAUGUUUGAUUUACCUCUCACUCAGGCUUCUAAAAAUCUUAACACAUCAACCCAGUGGGGGCAGAAACCGCCCUUCCUUCUGUCCUGAAGAACUCUGUGCUAUUUAACACUGCAGUUGUGAUAGCAUCCAGAUGCUCCUGCUCUGUGUUGUUCUUGGAAGCACACAGCUGUACGUGAAGGAAAGCUUGAGAGCCUUGUGAGGAGCUCAAGCCCAGACAAGAGGGCUCAGACCUGCUGGCUUUGGUAGUGAUGUGGAAACCAGCUGCAGCGUAGGGCCUGCUUCACGUGUUUGUUCUGGAUGUGAUAAACCCUCACACUCUCCUUUGGAAUCUGGGCACUUUCCUAUUUUAGGCCAGAUAUUUUCCCUUCUGGUAAUUUACAUUAUUUCUGAGGCCCUGCUCUGUUUCUCAGUCCUGUUUCCUACCCGGGUGUUUGGCUGCAGUACUAAGAGGGUCAGCUUUUAUCUGAUGCACAAACUGGAAUAGGAAUGAUGGUUCACUUGGCUGCUGGGCAGCAGCUCUGGGUUUGGCUUUGCAGGAGCUCUGGCGAGUCCUGGGGCAAGGUAAAAGCUUCUGUAUGGUGCCUUUAAGGACCUGCAGUGCAGGCUCAGCUCAGUCUUGUACCAUGUAGGGCAACUCCUGUGUGGCUGUUACAGGCUUCUCAUUAGGCUGUGUGAGGCCGUAUUAUUUUAAGUAAUGAUACUAAAGAUCUGGGGGGUUUAAGGUGGGAUAGAUUAAAAUCUCAAUUGUUUGACUCAAUUUAGUUUUCUAAAUGAUGCAAAGCAACACAGAGAUUGGCUUCUUUGAUACCAGUGUGAGCCCUAGAAUUUGCAGUGAGGGUGAUUGUGUCCAGGCCUCUCACCCACUCAGCUUUCUCCUGGAAAGUGUCACAAAGUGCCUGUAGCACUCACUGCAUGUACCCAGCCCCAAGUUGCCUUCACCACCCUCGGGAGGGUUUUGGUGCUUUUUAUGACCACUCAGUCUCCUCUUUCGCCCUGGAUUAAGAGUGCAGCACUCCAAGGCAGGUGCCUGCAUGUCAGCUGUGCCUUCAUGUUCAGGAAACUUCCCAAAGAAAUAAAUGUGAACACCGGGGAUGCGCGGCGGCAAGCGGCAUCACGGAGCUCGGUGUCUGCCGAGGGCAGCGGGGGCUCUGCCUGGUGACAAUUGUCCCUUCUCCCACUGUCCCCCCCCGCCUGGUGGUACUGUAGACCCCUCGUGUGUGACGGGCAGGCUCUGGCUGCUGUCGCAGAGGUCGUUGCACUGUUUGUCUGCUGAACGUGGACUCGAUGCGUGGAGCAGAUCCGGCGAGGCGUGUCACAAACCAGCAGCUCCUGCGCGGACGCCCAGGUGCCGCGAGUUUUCCUGUUGCCUUUCGCUACGGAAAGACGCCUCCCAGGAAGCUCCUGGGAUCGGAGAUCUUCCGGCGCUCGAUGUUAUUUUUGGUUGCCCAGUUUCCGGUGCUGGGUUGGAACGGCUCGGGAGCGGCUCCGGUCUCAUCCAGUCGCUCUCCUCGCGGGACUGUCUUGAGAAAUGUCCCAUUCCGUGCCUUGCCUUUCGAGUCCUGGCUUUACUCCAAGGACUGUCCUGUCAGAUGAGGUCGGACCCAUUGUAAUUAGUCUGUAAUGUUCAAGUUAGAGUGUACAGAAUUAUUUAUUUGGUGUACUCGGUCUGUUAAAACAUGUCCAUGUAUUCUGUGUA
Molecule: messenger RNA, 7525 nt
Organism: Hirundo rustica (Barn swallow)
Lineage: Eukaryota; Metazoa; Chordata; Aves; Passeriformes; Hirundinidae
Gene: PSKH1
Product: protein serine kinase H1
Exons: 4
Coding region: 474-1730 (418 amino acids)
Biological process (GO): protein phosphorylation
Molecular function (GO): protein kinase activity; ATP binding
Source: RefSeq, a predicted model, not a curated record